This is a messenger RNA of Erigeron canadensis, 1485 nucleotides long. Its product is annotated as UDP-glycosyltransferase 73E1-like. The transcript has a single exon. The record is from RefSeq and is a predicted model, not a curated record. Gene Ontology annotation, molecular function: UDP-glycosyltransferase activity. Lineage: Eukaryota; Viridiplantae; Streptophyta; Magnoliopsida; Asterales; Asteraceae. The coding region runs from base 1 to 1485 and encodes 494 amino acids.
AUGGCUCCCCCUUCCACAGACCUUCAUUUUGUUUUGUUUCCAUUGAUGGCACAAGGUCAUCUAAUACCAAUGGUGGAUAUGGGUCGUUUAAUAGCCCAACGUGGUUCGAUUGUUACUAUAAUCACAAGUCCGGUUAACGCAAACAGGAUUCAAUCAACAAUUGAUCGUGCAAUUGAAGCUAAGCUUAGGAUUCAACUUCUUGAACUUCCACUCCCAUUAGCUGAAGUUGGUUUGCCGGAAGGAUGUGAGAAUUUUGACACGCUUCCAUCAUCUGCCCACGCAAUCAAUCUGGUACAAGCAAUGAAUAUGUUAGAAGAACCAGCUGAAAAUAUGCUUCGAGUUUUAUGCCCACCUCCUAGUUGCAUUAUCUCAGAUGGUUCUUUUCCAUGGACUAAUGAUGUAGCAAAGAGAUUGAAUAUUCCAAGAGUUGUUUUCUAUGGGCCAGGAUGUUUCGCAUUCUUAUGUGUACACAUAGUGACAAAUACGAAUAUACUAGACGAAAUAGAUUCCAACUCGGAGUACUUUGUAAUGCCUGGCCUACCUGACAGGAUUGAAGUUACAAAACCCCAAGCUUCAACUUGGGGAAGAGGAGACUCAAAAGAAACAACGGAUCUUUUUGAUCGAAUGCUAGAAGCUGAAAAGACUUGUAGUGGGAUAGUGGUUAAUAGCUUUGAGGAGUUGGAACCCAGAUAUGUUGAGGAGUUUACGAAAGUGAAAGAUAAAAAAGUGUGGUGUAUUGGACCAGUUUCACUGUGCAACAAAAGCUUCGAAGAUAAAGCUGAAAGAGGAAACAAGGUUGCGAAGGACGGGUAUGAUUGCUUGAAUUGGUUGGAUUCUAGAGAUCCGGAAUCUGUGGUCUAUGUUUGCUUGGGAAGUUUAUCAUAUUGUUCCACAGAACAAGCCAUUGAGCUUGGGCUAGGAUUGGAGUUAUCGAGAAUACCGUUUAUUUGGUUUAUAAGGAACACAAGUGAUGAAUUUGAGCAAUGGCUCUUGGAAGAAAAAUAUGAAGAAAGGAUAAAAGGAAAAGGUCUAAUGGUCCGUGGUUGGGCACCUCAAGUCUUGAUAUUGUCGCACCAUGCCAUUGGUGGUUUUAUAACGCAUUGUGGGUGGAACUCGACCCUAGAAGGAAUUUCUGCUGGAAUCCCAAUGGUUACAUGGCCACAAUUUGCAGAACAAUUUCUUAACGAAAGAUUUAUCAUAGACGUAUUGAAAAUCGGUGUGAGGAUAGGUGCUGAGGUUCCUGUUCUAUUCACAGAGAGAGAUCAAACAGACGUGAAAGUGAAAAGAGAAGAUGUCAAGACAGCUAUGGAAAUUUUAAUGAGAAAUGACGAAGAAGGGUGGGCAAGAAGACAAAGAGCUAGGAAGUUUGGGUUAAUGUCCAAAAGAUCAAUGGAGGAAGACGGUUCGUCUCACCUUAAUAUGACAUUGAUGAUCAAAGCUAUUGUGGAAGAAGUAGCCUACAAACAAAUUCCAAAUCUUGUGUAG